Stegastes partitus (bicolor damselfish) is the source of this 1809-nucleotide messenger RNA. RefSeq names its product cholinergic receptor, nicotinic, alpha 11 (gene chrna11). Gene Ontology annotation, biological process: monoatomic ion transmembrane transport. The transcript is spliced from 11 exons. Gene Ontology annotation, cellular component: postsynaptic membrane. Bases 1 to 1809 code for a protein of 602 amino acids. The record is from RefSeq and is a predicted model, not a curated record. NCBI's taxonomy places the organism in Eukaryota, Metazoa, Chordata, Actinopteri, Pomacentridae. Gene Ontology annotation, molecular function: acetylcholine-gated monoatomic cation-selective channel activity; transmembrane signaling receptor activity.
AUGCCGACUGGAUGCAGACCGGAGGAUUUCCAGCAGCUUCCUGACUCUCUCUCGCUCCCUCUUCCUCCUGCUUUCCUCGCCGACUCAACCAGGAUGUGGCACUCGGCUGCUCUGCUCCUCUCCGCUUUGAUCCACGUGUCGCUGCAGGGUCCCCACCAGAGGAACCUGCUGAAGAACCUCCUGAAGGACUACAACCGGAUGGAGCGGCCGGUGGGCAACGACUCCCACCCCCUGACCGUCGUCUUCUCCCUCAGUUUGAUCCAGAUCAUGGACGUGGAUGAGAAGAAUCAGGUGUUGACCUCGAACAUGUGGCUCCGGAUGAGCUGGUUCGACCACUACCUCCAGUGGAACCAGAGCGAACACCCGGGAGUGAAAAACCUCCGCUUCACCACGGAUCAGGUCUGGACACCGGACAUCCUCCUCUACAACAGUGCAGAUGAUGACUUUGACUCCACCUUUAAGACCAACAUCCUGGUGAACUCCAGUGGCUACGCCGAGUACCUGCCUCCAGGAAUCUUUAUGAGCACAUGCAACGUGGACGUCCGCUGGUUUCCCUUUGACAUUCAGAAGUGUGAGCUGAAGUUUGGCUCCUGGACGUACGACGGGUGGCUGCUGGACCUCCAGAUGAACGAUGCAGACAUCACCGGCUACAUGCCCAACGGAGAGUGGGAUCUAAUAGGCGUCCCCGGCGCCAGAAGCGAGGUCUUCUACGACUGCUGCAAGGAGCCCUACCCCGAUGUGACAUUUGUUGUUACGAUAAGGAGGCGAACGCUCUACUACGCCCUGAAUCUGCUCAUCCCCUGCGUGCUGCUGUCUUCCAUGACCCUGCUAAUUUUUGUGCUUCCAGCCGACUCCGGGGAGAAGAUCUCGCUUGGUAUCACCGUCCUGCUGUCGCUCACUGUGUUCAUGUUGCUGGUCGCAGAGAUCAUGCCGGCCACGUCCGACUCCGUCCCUCUCAUAGGUCAGUACUUCGCCAGUAUAAUGAUCAUUGUUGGGAUGUCAGUCAUCGCCACGGUGGUGGUUCUGCAGUAUCAUCACCAUGAUCCAAACGGAGGAAACAUGCCAAAAUGGGUGCAGCUCGUGUUGCUGCAGUGGGUGGCCUGGUUCCUGCGUAUGAAGCGUCCGGGGGAGAACGACGACCCCGAGCGGCCGCCGUGCGCCCCCCACCUGCGCCGCUGCUCCUCGGGCUCGCAAAGCGGGAGCAUCCCCAACCCUCAAGACCCGACGCUGCACCCGCUGCACCCCCAGAACCUGGCUCCUCUCCAGACGGGGCCCCUCCACGCGGGCCACCCCCACCUCCACGCUCAGUCCAGCGCCAACAACAACGGGAACCUUCUCUACAUGGGCUUCCAGAGCAUGGACGACCCUUCGAUGCUCUCGGAGGCCGUGCAGAGGAAUAACAUCUCCGCGGGGCCUCCGAGAGUGGCAGGAAGUCCGCCGCCGCACCUGCCGUCUCAGUUCUGCAGCUCUCCGCCACCUCCCACCCCCAACAUGGACACCGUGGGGUGUCCCAGCACCGUCUCCAGCGGUGGAGGCUUCGGAGGUGGACCAGGAGGGCUGGGAGCAUGCUCCACCUCUGGGCUAGGAGACCCCCAGCUGCAGGCCAUCCUGGAGGAGGUCCGGUACAUGGCGGACCGGUUCCGGGAGCAGGACGAGGCGGAGAGUGUGGCCGACCAGUGGAAGUUUGCGGGCGCCGUGAUCGACCGCCUGUGUCUGGUGGCGUUCAGUGUCUUCAACAUCAUAUGCACCAUCUCGAUCCUCAUGUCUGCUCCCAACUUUGUGGAAGCUAUUUCUAAGGACUUUGUUUGA